Bacillus rossius redtenbacheri is the source of this 4555-nucleotide messenger RNA. Its product is annotated as glycogen synthase kinase-3 beta-like. The record is from RefSeq and is a predicted model, not a curated record. Gene Ontology annotation, cellular component: nucleus; cytosol; axon. The coding region runs from base 320 to 1639 and encodes 439 amino acids. Lineage: Eukaryota; Metazoa; Arthropoda; Insecta; Phasmatodea; Bacillidae. The transcript has 8 exons. Gene Ontology annotation, molecular function: ATP binding; protein serine/threonine kinase activity. Gene Ontology annotation, biological process: negative regulation of canonical Wnt signaling pathway; signal transduction; protein phosphorylation.
GCCGAAUGGGUCAAGUCUAAAGCAGGGAGAAUUUUGGAGUGAAGUGUCGAGUGUCUAGUGGAUUUUAUAUUAUGUAAAAUUUAUUACAUAAAUUAAACGGGUUCUUACGAGCCCGUUAUAUGUUCUGAAAUAUAUUGUUUAUAAUCCUAAAGGAUUGGUGUAUUUGUAUGAGCCACAACGGGUAAAUUAAUCGUUUAAAGACAGACCUGUUUAGGCUUCUUGCCCCUGUUCAAUGUUUCGUGUGCAAGAGUGUUCGCAAGAAAUGUGAUAACUAUAUGAAGUUAAUGAACAUACAUGCAAUAAUUCAGCGCCGAUAGAAAUGAGCGGACGUCCAAGGACAACGUCCUUUGCAGAGGGUAACAAGCAACCACCCAAUCCUCCGUUAGGAGGCAUGAAAAUAAGUAGUCUUUACUCAGGUAAGGAUGGCAGCAAGGUGACGACGGUGGUGGCGACCCCUGGCCAAGGACCCGACCGGCCGCAGGAGGUGUCCUACACGGACACCAAGGUCAUCGGCAAUGGCAGCUUUGGGGUGGUGUACCAGGCGAAGCUGUGCGACACCGGGGAGAUGGUCGCCAUAAAGAAGGUGCUGCAGGACAAGAGGUUCAAGAACCGAGAAUUGCAGAUAAUGCGGCGCUUGGAACAUUGUAAUAUAGUGAAACUCAAGUACUUCUUCUACUCCAGUGGAGAUAAAAAAGAUGAAGUGUACUUGAACUUGGUCCUGGAGUACAUACCAGAGACUGUGUACAAAGUUGCUAGACACUACAGUAAAUCUAAGCAAACUAUACCUAUUAGUUUUAUAAAGUUGUACAUGUACCAGCUGUUCCGGAGCCUAGCAUACAUCCACUUCCUGGGCAUCUGCCACCGAGACAUCAAGCCCCAGAACCUGCUGCUGGACCCGGAGACGGGCGUGCUCAAGCUGUGCGACUUCGGCAGCGCCAAGCACUUGGUGAAGGGCGAGCCCAACGUGUCGUACAUCUGCUCGCGCUACUACCGGGCCCCGGAGCUCAUCUUUGGCGCCAUCGACUACACCACCAAGAUUGAUGUGUGGAGCGCCGGCUGUGUCCUGGCGGAGCUGCUGCUGGGGCAGCCCAUCUUCCCCGGGGACUCCGGCGUGGACCAGCUGGUGGAGAUCAUCAAGGUGCUGGGCACGCCGACGCGUGAGCAGAUCCGCGAGAUGAACCCCAACUACACCGAGUUCAAGUUCCCGCAGAUCAAGUCGCACCCUUGGCAAAAGGUAGGGAAGGUGUUCCGAGCACGCACACCCCCCGAAGCCAUUGACUUGGUGUCGCGCCUGUUGGAGUACACGCCCUCUUCGCGCAUCUCGCCCCUUCAAGCGUGUGCCCACACCUUCUUCGACGAGCUGCGAGAAACCAACACGCGGCUUCCAAACGGGCGAGAGCUUCCUCCACUCUUUAACUUCACCGAGCAAGAGCUGAGCAUACAGCCGUCGCUCAACUCGGCCCUGCUGCCGAGACACGCCCAAGAGGGGAUGAGCGGGGCGGGCUCGAGUGGCGAGGGGGGCAGCGGGGCCGCGGGUGGCAACCCUGGCGGCUCGGGCGCGCCGGACGCCAACUCGAUGGCGACCGUGGACUCGCCGGCAGCGACCUCGGGAGCCGGGGCGGCCGCGAGCAUGGCCUGAACUCGUUCCGGACCGGUUCCGCAAACCUCUGGAGAAGCAUGGUUGGAGAGGCAUCAUGAGAAUUCUGAAAAUUAAAUGUACAUAUUAUUUUAUUGUUAUUGAAGAAACUGGUACUAAAGAUGAAAAAAACAAAUGCUAUGUUGUGAAAUAUUUUAAGUAACCAAAUUGUUGGAUGAAAAUGCUGUGUUUUAUGAGAAAUCAAAUUUCAAGUGUGUGUCUGUACCGUACGUAGUUAUGUUGGAUAGCGGGCACUUGCAGAGUCUGGCUGUAGUUUUAGCUAGCCUGUGUGUGUUCAGGAUUAGAAUUGGAAUCGAUUGAUUUCCGUGCCAGCCUCUAGCUUCUUCUUCGAGACGAAAUUUUUAUGUUGUCGGAGAGGUACCGUAACCGAAUAUGCCAUAUUCGAUAUGAAACAAGAUGUAUGUGUACUUGUAUCCGUGAAAAUCACUACAUUGCUUUACUUCACGUGGUUAGCAGCAAAUUAAAUGACCAGGUUUUUUCAAUAGGAAAGUUUGAAACAAGGUAACCUCUAAACAAUAUGUAUAGUAUAAUAGACCUUGUACAGUUAUUUCAUCUUUGUACGUACGUAAUAUUAUUUGUAUAAUUAGAGCAUUAGAUAGUAGAUGGGCAGUUUCCAUCCGGAAGAUGUGGAGUUUCGUGCUUGGCAUGUACAGGAAUGAUAAGUUUGAAAAUGUCUUUGACUAACUUAAUGGCUUUGAAAGAUACUGCAUAUUGCUCCGCUAUUUAAUGUACAGGUAUGAAAUUUAAAAUUUUAAGUACUUCAGUUUUUGUGAGAGAAUCAAAUUUGAUGUGAAGUAGUUAUUUGAUUGAUUUGCAAGAAGUGGUGAAAAGACAAUUAAAAAUAGAACAAAAAUAGUGCUUUUAUAUUGGCAUGAAAAUAGUGUAUAAAGUGUAUUUCAUUAUGCUUGUCGGCAGAAUUAUAUAUAAUUUUAAUGAGUCCACGAAUUUUGAAACUGUGAAAAAGUAUUUGGAUUGCUGAUGUUGGUAAAUUUUAGCAAUCACUGGAACUAUGUGUGCAAUUUUUAACUUUGUUUUUUGAAAUUAAAUAAAACAUUUGUUUUAAUAUUAAAUGUUUGUCACUGCAUUAAAUGCUGUUGUUUGAAUUGUUAUAAGAGGAUUGAAUAUCGACAUGCGUAUGGUGCUGUAUGCUUACAUCCGUCUUGUGCUUUCUUGCAAAGAAAGAGGAAAUAAUGAACUCUACCUUUUAACCAAACUCAGAUUUAAAUGUAGGAAACUGAGUGUUCGUGUUGUCUUUUCUGUUUUUGUUUUGCAGAGUUUGUGCUCGCAUGCUAAAUAUUUUUGUUACAGCCAACAGCUAUGUUAUAGUGUACAUACAUUAUAUUAUAUAUCUGUAUAUAUCAAACAAUAUCAAGAACUCUUGGUAACUGUUUCCAAUUAGAGGUCAUUACGAAAAGAAAAAAAUAAGGACAAGUGUUUUAUUAUGCUGUAGGUUUGAACUAUUUAAUAUCUAGUUACAAAAUUUCAGUAGAAAUUGGGAGCAACCACCUAUCUAUUGAAUGCUUGUCUAGCUACUAAGAGAUAUUAAUUUCCUUUUACAUGUCUUGUCUUGUAUGAAAAAGCCAUGAUUCAGUAAAGUUAACUGUUAAAAACUUUACACAAGUGUUGAUAGAACUGAAAAUUUUAAAUCUGAUUAAUGUGACAGCCAGUCCCAUGUUUCCUGCCAAUUUCUGCAUAACUUAAUCACUGCAAAUCCAAUUAUUUUGCCUAACUCCCAUUUCUCAACAGUGUAAUCACAGAGCAUGAUGUUUCAGUGACGUUUCGAUUGCUUGUAUGUUGCUAGAUUCAAGGUGUAAGAGUUUAAAAAUAUACAAACUAAACUAACAAGUUUCAGGGAAAGUGGUGGGCCAUCAGGGUUUUAAACCUUCAUGUUUUUAUUUAAAUAUUCACUUCAGUAUAGCUGUGAUGUUUCUUGCAAACAAGCCACUUGAGGUAGCUUUAUUUGAAAUGAAUAGCAACAAUUUUUAAUGUAACUUUUUUUAGUAGUUCUUUGUAAUUACUUCAUUUAGUGAGUUUUUUAUUCCAGAUAGAGAUAACAUCAUUUUAGUUUUACAAAGGAAAUAAUAUUUUCUCAGAUCAUAAACUACUUCAGUUAUAUCAUUUUAUGUAUAUUAAAGUAAUUUUUUAUGUUGUGAUGUAAAUGUUGCUAUAAUAUUAUGAUAUAUUUAUUGCCUUUAAGCCCUCUCUUGUACAAUCUCCUUAAAUCACUCUCUUCCUGGUUCUCUUAAGAAAAUUGUCAUUCAUCCUAUUCUCAUUUUGAUUAAUCAUUUUUAUAUUGGUGAAGUGUUAAGUGAACUUCAGUACAUUCAGUUGCAGUGUUUAACUAGUUAUUUCCGUUCUACUUUUCAUUUGGCCUUUUUGAAUUCAGAUUUUAAAUAUAUUUUUCAAAGAGUAGGCAGUAGGUACAUAAAAUUAAUAAAAAUUUGUUUGUUAAAAUGAAACCGUGAUAAAUCUAUCCCAUUUUGUUACCUAUUUGAUUCAAAUUUAGUUUUUUAAGAUCAGUAUUCAACCAUCCAGCUCUUUAUUAAUAAAAAAAGAUUUUUUAGAAGUACACAUUAAAAGAAAUGGCAUCCAAUUUCAGUAUAUUAGCUUUUCUCUGCCUCGUGUGUUUAUACUAAACAAUGAAAAGGCCAAGAUUUCAACUCAUUUGCAGACGUACUAUUUCACUAACAUCUUUUUAGAGGAACAUGUCAUUGCUAUGUACCCAUGUGAGAUGAUAAGAUUAGAACACCAAAGUGCAUUGCCAAAUUGUAUUGGCUGUGUCCCUACAAGAUCACAUUUGUCUACUUACCCCCACUAGCACUUAAAACUAACAUUUUUCAAUUUUUUUUAAUGUACAGUUUUGUUUUUGAAGAAAUACAAGAAAACAUUUUAAGCCAA